Ilex paraguariensis (yerba mate) is the source of this 1037-nucleotide messenger RNA. The record is from the annotation of a GenBank genome assembly. Lineage: Eukaryota; Viridiplantae; Streptophyta; Magnoliopsida; Aquifoliales; Aquifoliaceae.
AUGAAGAUCUUUAGUUGGAUGCAAAGUAAGCUUAAUGGAGGACCAGGAAACAGAAAGUCCAAUGAAGUUUCUGCUACUACUCAUCAUCCAAAGCUAGAACCUCCAAGAGAAGAGUUCAGCGACUGGCCUCAUGAAUUGCUUGCAAUAGGAACUUUUGGUAACAGCACUAAUGAUGUAAAACAAAACCACCCAGAAAGCCAAAGUGAUAAUCAUCUUCAAGAUAACCACCACCCCUCUUCCUCUGAACAAGAUCUAUCAGAAUUCACACCCGAAGAAGUAGGAAAGCUCCAGGAAGAGUUGACAAAGCUCUUAUCUCGAAAACCAACUUUCAAAGUAGAAGCAGAAACAGAAACAGCUGAUGGCCUCCUCCCAUUGGAUAAGUUUCUUAAUAGCCCUUCAAGCUUGGAGGUUGAUCGUAGGCUCUCUGUAAACACGUCCUUCAGUACUGUCUCGGAUGAAGAAGAUAUUGAGCGAACUAUUAGAAUAAUACUUGGUAGAUGCAAAGAUGUUUGUGUUGACAACAAAAAGAAGGCUAUUGGGAAGAAAUCGAUUUCUUUCCUUCUCAAGAAAAUAUUUGUGUGCAGAGGUGGUUUUGCUCCUGCUCCAAGUUUGAGGGAUACACUUCAAGAGUCAAGAAUGGAGAAGCUUUUAAGAACAUUCCUCUCCAAAAAUAUGUUCCCUGAAAAUUGUUCUCGAGCAUCAUCCACAAAGAAAUACCUCGAUUACAGUUGGGGGCGAAGGACUGAUGGAGAAGAUGAAACGCGGGAGAAAACAAAUGAUGGAUGUAAAUGGGUUAAGACUGAUUCUGAAUUUCAACAACAACCCUUUUUGAGCUACAUUGCAAGAAGACAGAGGUCUGGAAUUCGUAGUGUUCAGAUUGAUUGGGGCCGAGGUUGAAGCUUCUAAUUACGUGCAGAUAUCAAAAAAUCCAUAUUGUCAGGGGGCUGAUGAAGUGAACAUUUAUUGUACAGUUAAUGGGAAGCAGCUUUGUGCCUAUGUGAUCAAUAUUGUUCAGGUAUUUCUGUAGUAUGUACCAG